Messenger RNA from Amoebophrya sp. A120, 599 nucleotides. Lineage: Eukaryota; Dinophyceae; Syndiniales; Amoebophryaceae. The record is from the annotation of a GenBank genome assembly.
CCGGAUAGAGGUCCUCCUCGCUUCCGCGUGCCUGUUCAACGCGCACACCCUGGCAACCAUCGAGGUCGCGCUCUGGUUCGAUAGGUUCGCGCGCGAAGGCCAAGCCCUCCCGGCCACCACGGCAUUACAAAGUGGCAUCGCAGCAGAAGCAGGCGCGCCUGGGGCGCGUGGGUCCGCGCCGUGGCGGUGCAACACCCUGCCAUCCCGCACAGACGUUGUCGAGGCGCUCAGCCGCUUCCCCAGCCUGCCACAAACACUAGGUGGCAACUUCGUCCUGCGGUAUGUGAUCCACACCGGCACCCGUGCAACCCGGGUGGAAGGGCGCCCCCUGUGGGAAUACAACGCUAUCGACUUACGCGAAACCAAGCGCGCCACCUGGGCCGGGAGACGCGCGGGUGACCAAGCCCACCGGGUUUUGGAGGCCAUCGGCGUGAGCAACACCCACCGAGAAUCCUACAGCCCGCGACCUCGCCUCUCCCGCGAGAUCAGGUGGGAAAUCAACCCGGGCGAGAGCUACCCGACAAGGGAUGCAAACACAGCGCCUGCGAACGAGCGAUGGGCGGCGCCGUUCGAUGAGGACGCGACCCAACCGGACGCGG